Molecule: messenger RNA, 2586 nt
Organism: Astyanax mexicanus (Mexican tetra)
Lineage: Eukaryota; Metazoa; Chordata; Actinopteri; Characiformes; Acestrorhamphidae
Exons: 5
Coding region: 591-1985 (464 amino acids)
Molecular function (GO): zinc ion binding
Source: RefSeq, a predicted model, not a curated record
CUGACGUGAAUGAUAGUGUCAGUGUGGAUAUUCUAGCCACAUCAGAGCUGAAAGAAAACAUUUCUUUUUAUCAGCCUUUAAGUGAAGAAAAUCCAUUGAUAAUUGUAGUGCAGACUCCCUGGCAAAAAGAACUCCUGAAAUUACAUCCACAUCCCAUGAUGUUCAUGGACGCCACCUACAAAAGCAUAACUUCGUAUGGCUAUGCAUUCUAUGCACUUCUUCUGAGCAACAGCAUUGGUAGAGGAGUUCCAUUUGCAUACUUCAUAGUCAGUGAGGAAUCAGCAGCCACACUCUCUCUCUCUGUCUAGAAAAGCUUUCUAGCUCUAACCCUGGUUUUUAUCCCAGGUUAGUAUCCUAUUGCUUUUGAUCAGAUUUUUCAGUUUAUUGACCAGAGAUAUGUAUUGUUAUUUGCUAAAACUCCAUUGAGGUUAACAUUCAUUUAAAUGAUGCAUUUUUAGUGCUGUCAGAGUAAGUUAUUUUUUUAAACAUGAAUAAUUUUGCCAAUUGUGGGGUAUUUAACUUUUUUAACAGAGCCUAGUGACUUAUUAGUGUUGUUUCACUUUUAGUUUUUGCAUUUACUUUUGAUAUUUAUGGUGAUAUAUGUAAACUUGGCAUGUCUACUGCGCAAAGGUUUAUAUAUAUAUUGCUUUUCAUUUAUAUUGAAAUAUGGAUUAAAUUUUGUAUCCUCUCUCUCUAUUCUCUUUUCAUUCCUCUGUAGGUCAGUGAUGGUUGACAAGGACCUAAAAGAGCUCAAGGCAAUAGCACAGGUUUUUCCUUCAGCAAAGGUCCUCAUAUGCUGGUUUCAUGUUCUGCAGGCAGUACACAGGUGGUUGGUAAAGAGAGAUGGAGGAAACCUUCCAGUGGACCAAAGAAACAUGGUCAUUCAGGCAAUGGCAGCAAUGAAGGUGUGCCUAACGGAAGAGGAGUUCAUCAACACAGCCGACGUAAAAUGCAAGGAGCUGGAUUCCUACCUUGGCAGUUCACAUGUAACCGCCUACUUGAAGCCUCAGUGGAUUUCUUGUGGACAGCUGUGGUCCAAUUUUGGCAGGUCAUUCAGUCAUGAGAACAGUGAAACCAACAACAAAGCAGAAAGAUUCUUCCUUACAAUUAAAUAUCAGUUUCUAAAGGGAAACACAAACCGGCGGAUUGAUCAGCUGCUUCGCUUGCUGUGUGGAGAUCUCCAGAAAUAUUAUUGUUACAUGGAAGACUUGGCAGAAAUUGGACGGAUCAAGGGAGCCAACACUGAAGACUUUUCUAAUGCUGUCAAAAGUAUGAUUGAGAAAGGGCUUGAUUCAAAAUGUACAAUUAAUGAAAAUGGAACAUGUGUUGUUCCACCUGAUACAGGUGCACAGAAUAACACAGUUGAUUUGGUGAUGGUUAAAUGUGACUGCAGAAGAUCCAAAAGUGGUGCCAUGUGUAAACACAUUGUUUUCUCAAAAACAGUUGCACAGCAACAAGGAAUAGACAUUCAGGACAUCAGGAAUUCUGUUGCUAAAAAAAUAAUUAGCAGUCAUUCAUACUUUUCAGAUGAGGAAACCCUCACAGUCUUUCACAGUGAUGGGAGUUCAGGAACUAUAAAUCACAGAAGUUCAAACUUGUGUACAUGUGUAGCAAAUAGUUAUGGUGAGAAAUGUGUCUGUGUUUUGGUUCGUAGCAUCCUCUUCUUGGCGCAGACACCUUGUGAGCUGAUCUCAAAUGAUCCAGUUUGCCACAAAACACCCAUGAUAAAGUCAAAGGCUGACUUGCAGACCAUGCUAACAGACCUUAUUAAAUGGAGUCAAUCAGACAAGUACACUAAGAAUGAAGAACUGUACAAGACAGUCGAGAGGGCACAUAAGCUUGUUUUUUCAAACUUUUGUAGUCUGUCUAGAAAAAGAAGAACAACAGCACUACAUGCCUAUCGGCAAAGGAUAAAGAAAGCACAAAAAGCUGUCACUAUGAAUUACAUUUGUAAACGGAAAAGCAGAGGGAAAAAAAAAAAUUAGUAAAAUUGAGCUAAAUGUAAAAAGAGUUUUCUCCAUCUUCAAGCUGCUCUUUAGGAGAUACAAGGUUUUAACAUUGUAAUAAUAUGCAAGUGGUUUACAAUGAAUGUUGAUGUCAAGUUCUUGAGACACUUUAAUGAGAUGUAUAGAAUGCAUUAUCUGUCAAUUGUAAUUGUUUUAAGUUAAUAACUACCACUGUCAGAAAUAUAAGAAGCCCUCUUUCUAUUGCAGUAUUUGAAAAGAAAAAGAGGCAAACGUGUUAGAAUCAUAAGAUGUUUUCAACAAAUGAUAAUGAAAUUCCUGUAAGUUAACUAUGAGCUGCUAAUUUAUAGUUGAGUUGAGAUUCUCUUUUAAAAACAUCUGCAAAACCCCCAAGUAGUCAACUUUGUAAUUGCAUAGAAUUGUACAAUGUACUUGUUUUGGAAAUACCUUGAUUUAGAUGAGUUUUCAUAAUUCCUACUGUGUGGAGUACCACAAUUGUGUCAUGUUUGGAUUUACUGAGAAGCUCUUUCAAAUGUAUUUGAUUUGUUUAUUUGAUUUACCAACUGCUUCACACUGGGAUUCUCCAAUAUGGUGGAAAAAUAAAAUAAACAAAUAAUAAAAA